Molecule: messenger RNA, 7716 nt
Organism: Meriones unguiculatus (Mongolian gerbil)
Lineage: Eukaryota; Metazoa; Chordata; Mammalia; Rodentia; Muridae
Gene: Myocd
Product: myocardin
Exons: 12
Coding region: 117-2846 (909 amino acids)
Biological process (GO): smooth muscle cell differentiation; cardiac muscle cell differentiation
Source: RefSeq, a predicted model, not a curated record
CACUGAAAAGUCGAACUGAAUUCCAUGACCCAAGAAAAAAAUUGGAUAGCGACAAGACUGAAGAUUCCUUGAGGCACAAGGGCAGAAACAGGUCCGAUCGUGCCAGCCUGGUUAAUAUGCACAUUCUCCAAGCCUCCACGGCAGAAAGAUCCAUUCCAACUGCUCAGAUGAAGCUGAAAAGAGCCCGCCUCGCAGAUGACCUCAAUGAAAAGAUUGCUCUCCGCCCGGGGCCCUUGGAACUGGUGGAGAAGAACAUUCUGCCUAUGGAUUCUUCAGUGAAAGAGGCAAUAAAAGGUUCGGAGGUGAGUUUCUCCAAAGCAGCAGAUGCGUUUGCCUUUGAAGAGGACAGCAGCAGCGACGGGCUUUCUCCGGAUCACACUCGGAGCGAAGAUGCCCAGGGCUCCACGGGAUCGCCCCCAGAUGUCAAAUCUGCUGAGGCGCCUUCGGUUGGUCCUCUGGACACAAUCCAGGAUCUGGCUCCCAGCUCAGAAGGUGAUAAGAACGACGCCGUCUCCCAGCCAAGCAAGCAGCCAGACUCUGGGAAGCAGGGGCUUGGCCCCCUCAGCACCCCUGUCCCUGUGCACACUGCUGUAAAGUCCAAGUCUUUGGGGGACAGUAAGAACCGCCACAAAAAGCCCAAGGACCCCAAGCCGAAGGUGAAGAAGCUCAAAUACCACCAGUACAUCCCCCCAGAUCAGAAGGCAGAGAAGUCGCCCCCACCCAUGGACUCCGCCUACGCCCGGCUGCUCCAGCAACAGCAGCUCUUCCUGCAGCUACAGAUCCUCAGCCAGCAGCAGCAGCAGCAGCAGCAGCAGCAGCAGCAGCAGCAGCAACAGCAGCAACAGCAGCAGCAGCGAUUCAACUACCCUGGGGUGCACCAAACAAACCUCAAAGAACCAAAUGAAUCGAUGGUCAGAAAUCCGAAUUCUUCCUCAACACCACUGAGCAACACCCCCCUGUCCCCCAUCAAAACCAGUCUUUCUGGACAAACUGGUGUCUGUUCUCUCAAGCCAGGCCCCCUUCCACCAAACCUGGAUGAUCUCAAGGUGUCAGAGUUAAGACAACAGCUCCGAAUACGAGGCUUGCCGGUGUCAGGCACCAAGACGGCGCUGGUGGACCGGCUUCGACCCUUUCAGGAUUGUGCUGGCAAUCCUGUGCCGAACUUCGGGGACAUAACGACUGUCACCUUUCCCGUCACGCCCAACACCCUGCCCAGUUAUCAGUCCUCCCCAUCAGGCUUCUACCACUUCGGCAGCACCAGCUCCAGCCCACCCAUCUCCCCCGCCUCGUCUGACCUGUCGGCCGCAGGGUCACUGCCGGACACCUUCCCUGAUGUGUCUCCUGGCUUCGGCCUGCGUGCGUCCCCGGUGCCCGCCUGCACCGAUGAGAGCCUGCUGAGCAGCCUGAACGGGGGCUCCGGGCCCUCAGAGCCUGACGGGCUAGACUCUGAGAAAGACAAGAUGCUGGUGGAGAAGCAGAAGGUGAUCAACCAGCUCACCUGGAAGCUGCGGCAGGAGCAGCGGCAGGUGGAGGAGCUGAGGAUGCAGCUGCAGAAGCACAAGAGCGGCUGCGGAGACCAGCAGCCCCUGCCCUUCCUGGGCGCCACCAUCAAGCAGGAAGACGUCUCUAGCUGCCCCUUCGCAGCCCAGCAGGCAUCCGGAAAGGGACAGGGCCACGGCUCCGAUAGUCCCCCUCCGGCCUGCGAGACUGCUCAGCUGCUGCCUCACUGUGUGGAGCCCUCAGGUCCAACCCAUGUACUCUCAUCCACAUUCCUCAGCCCCCAGUGCUCCCCUCAGCACUCGCCCCUGGGGGCCCUGAAGAGCCCGCAGCACAUCAGCCUGCCUCCAUCACCCAACAACCCUUACUUCCUGGCCUCAUCCUCUGGGGCUCAGAGAGAGAGCCAUGGGGUCUCCUCACCUAGCAGCAGCCAAGGGUGCGCGCAGAACUCAGGGGCACACGAAGGCCAUCCUCCUAGCUUCUCUCCUCCAUCUUCCAGCCUCCACCAGCCCUUCUCUGGCACCCAAGCAGACGGCAGUCAUAGUGCUGGGCUCAACCCCUGUCCCAAAAGCCCAGUUAUUCAUCCAAAGGCAACUGGUUUACAGUCAUCUGACAAGGUGGGGCCAAAGUUUUCAAUUCCAUCCCCAACUUUUUCUAAGUCAAGUUCAACGGUUUCAGAGAUAACCCAGCCCCCGUCCUAUGAAGAUGCAGUAAAGCAGCAAAUGACUCGGAGUCAGCAGAUGGAUGAACUCCUGGAUGUCCUCAUCGAAAGUGGAGAAAUGCCAGCCGAUGCCAGGGAAGAUCACUCAUGUCUUCAAAAACUCCCAAAGAUGCCCGGGUCCUCGCGCAGCUCUCCCACCACCCUCCCCAAGCCCUCCGCUUCCUUUGAACAGGCAUCCUCAGGAGGCCAGAUCUCCUUCGAUCACUAUGCCCCCGAAGGUGAAGAACACCUAGAAGUCUUACUGAAUUCUCACAGCCCUGUAGGAAAGGUGAGCGACCUUACCCUCCUCAAAAUCGGGAGCGAGGAGCCUCCUUUUGACGGGAUCAUGGAUGGCUUCCCAGGGAAGGCUGCCGAAGACCUCUUCAGUGCUCAUGAGCUCUUGCCUGGGCCGCUGUCCCCUCUGCAUACACAGUUGUCACCUUCUUCAGUGGACAGCAGUGGUCUGCAGCUGAGCUUCACAGAAUCUCCCUGGGAAACGAUGGAAUGGCUGGACCUUACCCCACCCAGCUCCACGCCAGGGUUCAGCAACCUCCCCACCAGCGGCCCCAGCAUCUUCAACCUCGAUUUCCUGGAUGUCACAGAUCUCAAUUUGAAUUCCCCCAUGGACAUCCACUUACAGCAGUGGUGAACACCUGAGGUACAAGUGCUGUGAGAGCUCACUAGGAAUUCCACGGGGAAGGCACACAACCAAAGAUACUGUGUGAUCUAAAAGAUAAAGGGGGAAAGGGAAGGGGGAAUGGAGGUUUCUGUGACAAUCAACUAGAACAAACAGGAGUCAGUCGUUAAAAUGUGUAAUGUAAUUUCUGCUAGCAUUCAAAAUGUGCUUUCUCAGAAUAAGAACGUCAAAAAUGUCUUUCACUGCCUUAUCUCCUAUCAGUAUUUUUCUAGCCCACAGGUUGUCUCAGGCAUUACUGGGCCGUAAGUUCACACUAUAGUUUGUCCCAGGCAUUAUUGGGACAUAAGCCAACACUAUGAGCUUUUGUUAUGAAUUUACUAAACGUUCUGGGGUAGGACAAAGCCUCUAAGGGUAUGCAGCGAAGCCAGUCCCCAGUGGUCCUGGAAGCCAUCCUGUGGUAGAGGACGCUUCCAUGUGCCCAUCGCUUAUCUUUUGGAAGAGCAGGUCCUAUUACAGAUAGAGUCCUUAAGGCAGAAUAGAGAGCAGAACCAAUCCAUUCCCAGGAAAUCAAAACAACAAAAGAAGUGUCCCUCAACACCCAACGUGUCUUACUGUACUGGUGACCACUGACAGCUCACUAGCAUUGUCGACACAAUGCACCCAGAAUGUGUUGCUUUUAAACCAGUAGCCCAUUUUUUUCUGCCACUUCUACACUCAUCAAUGAUGUGCAACAGGUUAAACAAAAACAAAAACAAAACUUCAUGCCAUGGUCAGAAUUGUUCUGACAUUCCUCCAUCUGUAUUGUUCCUGAAAGGGUCUUUUCGUUGUGUUUGUAUGUCUAUCAUCAGAACCACAAAUAUAACUCCCUCUAGUUCCAAAGACUAGAGAGAGACAAUCAGAAAGGCGACUGGAGGCCCAGGGAGCCAUACUGGGAAGUUAGAAAUAGAAAACAGUAUAUUUAACAUUCCAGGAAAGACAUACUAUGGAUUGCUGUUACAGGACUAAUAUACAGGGCCAACUCCUUUUUCUUCUUCUUCUCUUUUCUUUUCUUGUUAUGGACAUAGAAGUUCACCUCAGUUUAUCUUCUGCUCACUACUUUCCUUUCAAGAUACCAAUCCUUUAUGGCUCUUUUGGUUUUGAUGAGCUCUUUCUUUCUUUCUUUCUUUCUUUCUUUCUUUCUCUCUCUCUCUCUCUCUCUCUCUCUCAUUCACUCUCUCUCUCUCUCACACACACACAUACACACAAAUACACAAACACACACAUGUAAGGGAAGGAGAGGUUUUCAGCUCUAACAAGCUUCCAUAUUUAUAUCAAAGCCAUUUUUUGAACAUUAAAAGUCUAAACGUUCUUGCCAAAUUCAUUCUUCACAUGCUCAUUGGCUGCUAACAGAAUUCACAAGAAUUUCCUUAGGAAGAAACUGGGGACAUGGCUCAUUGGUCACAAAGCUUGUUUUAUUCAUGUUUGAUUUAUGGACAAUCUUUGGUUUGUGUUGCUCUGGGGAAAUUGGAAAUCAUUACAGAGUGAAGAUAAAUCAGGGUGGCAUCUACCACAGAGAACAUUUCAGUCAAGUUUCCCCCGAAAAAAGCGUGAUUGCACGCAGAAAACAAUGAGAGAGUGAAGGACUGCUAUCUUGAUCAGUGCUUCUCGCUGCCCUUGUAUUUUGUCAGGGUACUGGGGACAGAGGGAGACAACACAGAUUAUCCAAGUCCCUUUGAAGUUCACUGUGGCGCCAGUUCAAGUAUUAUGAUGUUGCAUGCUGUAGAAAGUAGCUAUUGCUCUUUUUUUUUGUUUUGUUUUAAUUUAAAUCACUAAGGCACUGUUUUAUUCUUUUGUAAAGAAAAAAAGUUCACUGUGCACUUAUAGCGAAAAUAGUCAACAAUGUUGUGAAUUUUUGAGAAGUUAUCUUUUUGAUAAACCAAAGAUUUAGAAAUCAUUCCAUUUGUCAACUUGUUAAAAAGAAUGUUUGAACACUGAGUGUUUUUUUGUGACUGCUACUCUGGAAGCCACCAGAUCUUAUUGUAAGGAAGGAAAAAAACAGAUGUGCACACACAUGUAGUUCUAUACAUGUGUGUAUGGAGUAUGUGUAUACACACAUGCCCACAUAUGUAUGCGAAUGCAUAUGUGCGCACGUUUCUGAAAGGUGGCAUUUGGAGUGCCUUGAACCCUCAGUCUGCUGUGAACCAUGCGUGGCCUUUCUCACCGUGAGUUGCUGAUUAAUCGACCAGACCACACAUUGCCUCUCUGUGUAUGACUAAGGACUCCAACCUAAUGCUCAUAGCCACUUGCUGCCCUGAACAAGCUCCUCUUGGCAAUGAAUAUGGAUGUGAGAGGUCAGAGCCUGGCAACGAAUCUGGACUUGUUAGGACAGAGUGGCCUCACCAUCAGUGGCCGCCAAGGCCAGUGCCUCCUCUUACAGAAGAGUCUAAAGGGAGCAUGGGAUUUGUUCUGACAUUCCUCCAUCUGUAUUGUUCCUGAAAGGGUCUUUUCGUUGUGUUUGUAUGUCUAUCAUCAGAACCACAAAUCCAGAGGCAAAGCUUAGCAUGAAGAUGAAGCUGUGGGGGGAAACCUUUACUGCCACAUUCCAAACAUCGGUUUGACCCCGAAGCUGAUGUUUCAUCUGAGUCUGUAUGAAGCUUGCUGCCCUGUACAUUUUUCAAGGUUCCAGCUGGACCAUGUGUGCUAUUCCCUCCUUAUUUCCUUGGAAAACAAACCCACACAGUGCCCUGCCUUCCAGACCCUCAUCUGAAUGGUAAUAAUUUUCCCUUUGGGAAUUCCUGUCUGAGUGAUUAGACAGCUCUGUUUUUAACUAGACUGUGGGGAGGAUUUUUUUUAUAAUAUUAUUCAAACUGAUACACACACUUCAAAGUAAACGAAAGGGAAGAUGGCUCUGGUUUGCUAGUGCAAGCCAAUACAGCUAGAUUGGGUCCCUGGAUACUUGGUCUCAGCCUGCUCCCACAGUCUCCCCAAGCCAUGUGUAUCCUGUCUUCAUAGCAAAGGUAGGAGAUUGGAGAUCACUGGGAGAGGAUUGAUGAAGAUGGCUCAAAUACUCAUGUUCAUUCAGCUGUCUCCUAUUGGGCUUUUUGUUGUUGUUGUUGUUAGUUUUUUACUUUAGGUUCUUUUAAUCAGUCACAUCCUCUCGUAAUGACAUGAGCUAAGAGAUGUGCAGAAAUGGCCACUCUUGGGUUUAGCAGGGUUCCUAGAGCCUCAAGUGGCCACAUAUUUAAAAGGCCUGAGAUGUCCCUGUAGUAAGGAGAGUCUUGGCAGUCAUUCAUAUGGUGGCUACAGGAUAGCAGGUCCCUCUAGAUCUAAAGAGUCCAAAUUCCUUUCCACCUCCACCCCCAUGCAAGUUCUUCUAGUAAACCAGGGCUCUGUAAUCAUUCUUCUACUUCUAACAAUGUUACCAAGACAGUGGAGAUAGGGAAAAAGAAUGAAGAAGAAAGAAGGAGGGGGAGAAAAAAGGAGGCAGAGGGGAUGAGAAGGAGGGGGCAGAGGAAGGAAGAAUGGAUGGAUGGAUAGAUAGAUGGAUGGAAGUAAGGAAGCGAAGGGAAGGGAAGGGAAGGAGAAAGAGUGGAGGCAGAGAAAGAAAGGAAGGAGAAAAGAAAAUCAGGGUCCAACUUCCUGACCCAUAAACCUUUUAUACUAUGAUGUCAUAGUAUAAAAAGUAAAACACAAACUCAGAAGAAGGAAGGCUUUCUGAGCAACGGAGUGAUUCCACCUGUAAACAGGAGCAUCACCAGGACCUCUGUCUGGAGAGUUCGAGUUUAUGAGCUGGCAGGCUUAUACCUUUCAAAACCACCAGUUGGGGACAAAAAUGAAUAAAAUCUACCGCAAGCUUUUAAAACAACUUCUUCUCAAAAGUUAUUUAUUUUAUGUUUGAUCAGCUUUCCUAGAGCUAGUUAGACUGAAAACUCCCACAUGACCUAUACCAUCCGAGGGCUGGCCAUUUGAUGCAGACCGUGAAUGAAGGACACAGACCUUCAGGGGCUGAGUAGCCCUUUGGAAAUAAGGAAAGUGUAGAGGGCACACUUUUUGCCUCUAUCCCAAGUCACAACACAAACCUGCAAGGAGGUAUAGAGGCAGAUACUCGUGAGAUUUCCCUAGACAGAAAACAUCAACAGACAUGGAGAGUCCAGGCCCCACAACAAGAUGGUCCCAUAGCGCUGGGAGCUGAUGAGCUGUGUCCAGAAGCCUUCACCAGCAGAGGACAAUCUGUAAGGAAGUGUUUUCAAGACAGAAAGGAGUUUGGAGAGAACUCUGUGGCCAUCUGCCAGGGGUAUUGUUCUAGGUCCCACUGGAUUCAGUGAGCGGGACUGAGCUCCCUUCUGAUCUAGGGGAUCAAUGGUCCUCCCAGAAGAGAACCCCUGCAGACUCCGCUGUUCAUUCCCACCGCGUGUUCCCACGAUGGGCAUCAGGAGGCUACAUCAUUUAGAUUGCCUCGCCUGCAAAGGGACACAGCAUGGGGGGGUCCAGGAAGCUCUUUAACUAUUUUCCAAGGGAGCAGGACCUACACUGCUCCCAGGGCUCAGUCCCAAUGAACUUGUCCAAAGAACCAAGGGCAGAAGUUUGCUGGGAGAUGAAAUUCAGCCCUCAGUGGAACACGAAGCAGUGUUCUGGAAAGAACAAGGAAGCAAGCACGAUUCUCUUGGCCCCACCGUGGUGAUGUUUUCAUGUCGGUCUCCUUUGCUUGGUAUACUAUGAAAGAAAUGUGGUUGGUAGAGCAAGGAAGCAAUGGCUAAAAUACCAAAGUUGGCAUGUGUUCUUUUUUUAAAAAAAUGCAUAUAUUUUUAAAUAAAAUGUUUAUUUUAACGAGAUGUAAGCAUUUUUCCUUGACCAUAUAUAUGCCAUGCCUGCAUACAAUGUUCUUUAUACAUGUUACUUUAUG